AUGACCAUGCCCCAAGAUAACCUUCCAAUCCAGGCGGACGCCAUCAUUGUAGGCGGUGGAUUCUCCGGAAUCUAUGUCUUCCACCGACUGAGAGACCAGCUAGAUCUGAACGUCAAGAUUAUUGAAGCGAGCUCAGACUUGGGUGGAGUCUGGCAUCGGAAUGUUUACCCCGGAGCUCGAGUGGAUUCCCCGUCUCCCGUAUAUGGAUUCGGGAUUGAGGAGGUCUACAAGACAUGGACUUGGUCGCAGGCAUACCCAGGACAAAAGGAGCUGCAGGCUUACUUCGAUCAUGUCGACUCAGUCCUAUCUAUUAAAAAGGAUUGCAUUUUCAAUACUCGUGUAAACGGGGCGUCUUUCAAUCCCAAAACUGCGAAGUGGACUCUCCGUACUGACGAUGGAAGAACGGCCGUCGCAAAUUAUUUCAUCCCCGCAAUUGGCUUUGCGGCCAAGGAGCAUAUCCCGGACUGGACAGGAAUUGAGUCCUUCAAGGGUACGAUACACCACUCCUCAAACUGGCCUCGUGAGGGAGUGGAUGUUACGGGGAAACGCGUUGCUGUCAUCGGGACCGGUGCAACAGCAAUCCAGAUCAUCCAAGAAUGGGCCAAAGAAGCGGGCGAGCUGUUCGUCUUCCAGCGAACCCCAUGCUUGGCACUCCCAAUGAACCAGAAACACUUUACCCCAGCGGAGCAAAAGCAAAUAGCAGCAGGUACAGCGGGCCUGUUCAAACUCUCCAAGAAGACAUUGUCAGGCAUGCCCUACCACGCCCCGACCAAAGCGUUUGCCGACUUCACUCGCGAGGAGGUCGUGGAGUUGCUGAACCAGCUCUACGAUGAAGGUGGCUUCGGUCUCUGGGGCCUCUCUUACGUUGACCUUCUGUCGAGCCCUGAGGCCAAUCGAUGCACGUACGAUGUAUGGGCUAAACGGACUCGCGAGCGUAUCCACGAUCCUGUCAAACGCGACCUGCUGGCACCGUUAGAGCCACCACACCCUUUUGGCACGAAGCGCCCGUCAUUAGAACAAGAUUACUAUAAACAAUUCAAUCGACCGAACGUACACAUUGUUGAUACAAAGUCCCACCCUAUCGUGGAAUUGACACCGAACGGCAUCGUGACGGAUGACGGAAAACAAUAUAAAGCUGAGACCAUUGCUAUUGCGACUGGGUUCGACGCGUCGACUGGCGGUCUUUCCAAGAUGGAUAUCAAGGAUGUCAAUGGCGUCGACUUGUGUGAACGCUGGAGAUAUGGGAUCUCAACUCACCUCGGAAUGAUGGUCCCCGGUUUCCCAAACAUGUUCAUGCCAUAUGGGCUUCAGUGUCCAACCCCGUUCACGAAUGGGCCGGUUUUUAUCGAGCACCAGGCGGACUUCAUCCGCGAUUUGGUGCAGAAGAUGCAAAACGAGAAUAUCCGCUCCAUCGAUCCGUGUCCAGAUGCGGCGGAGGCCUGGAAGGCUGAAGUCAAGGCCGUUGGGGAUAUGUCUCUUUUCUCUCAGGCCAAGUCUUGGUAUAUGGGUGCAAAUAUUCCGGGCAAGACGGUUGAAAUGCUUUAUUAUUUCGGUGGCAUUGUUCGUUGGCGCGAGGCGUGUACGGAAGCUCUUGGGCCUAAGUUUGGAGAAUCGUUUGCUUGUCAUUAUUGCUAG
Messenger RNA from Penicillium waksmanii, 1635 nucleotides. Its product is annotated as flavin-containing monooxygenase. Gene Ontology annotation, molecular function: flavin adenine dinucleotide binding; NADP binding; N,N-dimethylaniline monooxygenase activity. Bases 1 to 1635 code for a protein of 544 amino acids. The transcript has a single exon. Lineage: Eukaryota; Fungi; Ascomycota; Eurotiomycetes; Eurotiales; Aspergillaceae. The record is from RefSeq and is a predicted model, not a curated record.